This is a messenger RNA of Perca flavescens (yellow perch), 944 nucleotides long. RefSeq names its product histone 2, H2, like (gene hist2h2l). Lineage: Eukaryota; Metazoa; Chordata; Actinopteri; Perciformes; Percidae. Gene Ontology annotation, cellular component: nucleosome. The record is from RefSeq and is a predicted model, not a curated record. Gene Ontology annotation, molecular function: structural constituent of chromatin; protein heterodimerization activity; DNA binding. The transcript has a single exon. Bases 62 to 442 code for a protein of 126 amino acids.
ACGUUAUAAAUACGGGACUGGAGUUGGGGCGGUAACUCGAACCGUUUACACCGAAGAGAAAAUGCCUGAUCCUGCAAAAUCCGCUCCUGCGCCAAAGAAGGGUUCCAAAAAGGCCGUGACCAAAACACAGAAGAAAGGAGGCAAAAAGCGUCGCAAGACCAGGAAGGAAAGCUAUGCCAUUUAUGUGUACAAGGUGCUGAAGCAGGUGCACCCAGACACGGGGAUCUCCUCCAAGGCCAUGGGCAUCAUGAACUCUUUUGUCAACGACAUCUUCGAGCGCAUCGCCGGGGAAGCGUCGCGCCUGGCGCACUACAACAAGAGGUCCACCAUCACCUCCAGGGAGAUCCAGACCGCCGUCCGCCUGCUGCUGCCCGGGGAGCUUGCCAAACAUGCCGUGUCUGAGGGCACCAAGGCCGUGACCAAGUACACCAGCUCCAAAUAGAGACUUAGCAGAGUAUAGACACAGGGGGACAACGGUCACUAAAUCACCGCCAAGACUUUCUUUAUACCCUCACCCCCGGGUCCUCAUGUGUCGGAUGUAGGCUGCUUUGAUUUUUUUGCACCAUUGCCGGUUUUUAAAGAGAAUGAAAUGUCUUGGAACUGUAGCCUGCCAUUUUGUUUGAACUGUUAUUUCUGUUGUGUAAUGUUUUUAAUAAAUGUGUUAGUCUGUGCUCCUAAACUGUGGAACUCUCCUUUGCACCUUUGUACUAAUUUGCACACAUGCACCAUAGGAAACUUCCUACAGGCUUGUAUGUAAUGGCACAGCUGAAACCCACUGAGAUUAAAGCUGUGAUUUACUACCAGUGCAGGUUUGUUUCUACAUGUAAUCUGGUUAAAUGGAAUUUAUUUAUUUUUCUUCUAUUUUCAUGGUAAAAUGUAACAAAAAACCUGGUUGAGAUCGAUUUUAAUCGAUAGACCGAUAAAUUCAGCAUGGUCAAAUCUGA